This is a messenger RNA of Carassius gibelio (silver crucian carp), 1722 nucleotides long. RefSeq names its product charged multivesicular body protein 4Bb (gene chmp4bb). Gene Ontology annotation, cellular component: multivesicular body; cytoplasmic side of plasma membrane; ESCRT III complex. The transcript is spliced from 5 exons. NCBI's taxonomy places the organism in Eukaryota, Metazoa, Chordata, Actinopteri, Cypriniformes, Cyprinidae. The coding region runs from base 136 to 807 and encodes 223 amino acids. The record is from RefSeq and is a predicted model, not a curated record. Gene Ontology annotation, biological process: vesicle budding from membrane; late endosome to vacuole transport via multivesicular body sorting pathway.
CGUCAGCGGGCCUGAAGGAGGAAGUAAGACAAUCAACAACUGAACACGGAACAGCGAUAGACCUUAUCAGUAGUGUCUAGAAACAGACUCGGAGUGAUUUUUUUUUUUUUUUAGUUUCGCGUAAUAUAAAACAAUAUGUCCGUAUUUGGCAAACUGUUUGGCGGUGGGGGGAAAGGAGGCAAAGGCCCGAGCCCACAAGAAGCCAUUCAGAAACUCCGUGAGACAGAAGAGAUGUUAACCAAGAAACAAGAGUACUUAGAGCAGAAGAUUAAUGCGGAACUGUUAACAGCAAAGAAAAACGGCACAAAAAACAAACGAGCUGCUUUACAAGCCUUGAAAAGAAAGAAGCGAUAUGAGAAGCAACUGGCUCAGAUAGAUGGCACUCUCUCCACUAUUGAGUUCCAGCGGGAAGCAUUGGAGAAUGCUAAUACAAACACAGAAGUGCUUAAAAAUAUGGGCUUUGCAGCCAAGGCCAUGAAGACAGCCCAUGAAAAUAUGGAUAUUGACAAAGUGGAUGACCUCAUGCAGGACAUCACAGAGCAGCAGGAGUUGGCACAGGAGAUAUCCGAUGCCAUUUCAAGGCCUGUAGGUUUUGGAGAAGACUAUGAUGAGGAUGAGCUCUUAGCUGAAUUGGAGGAGUUGGAACAGGAGGAGCUGGACAAGAACCUGCUGGAGAUCGGUGGCACUGAGGAUGUCCCUCUGCCGAGUGUGCCUUCAAACCCAUUACCCAAGAAAUCUGCUGCCCAAAAAAAGAGAGUAGAGGAGGAUGAGGAUGACAUGGAAGAUCUCAAGGCAUGGGCCAUGUGAAUGUACCCAAUCUGACAGACUCCCAUUGCUCGUCGUGGUUGGCCUUUGCAGGCAAACCUGGGAACCUUCAGAGGGUUUACACUACAAAACAAAAUUUACCAUUGCUCUUGCAGUGUGGCUAAAACAAUCCCAGAACAACAAGAGUUACAAACGAAAAUGGAUAUGAAGCAGGUUAAUCGGACAAUAAAAUCUGAUGACAUAAUAUAUGAAGUGACCCUUAAAUGUUUGGCUAUGGUUAUUUAGGUAAUGAACUGGUGUUUCUAAUUUUUCCUCUUUUUAUAGAAGUGUUUUUUGUUUUUUUUUACCUCUCUACUAUUCAUAAAGUUUUAUUCUGUCAUGGAGAUUUGCAUGUUUGCCAAUACAGUUUUUAUGUAUAUGGCCAACACACUCUCAUCUCAUCUGAUAUAUAUGAAAUAUAUUUGGUACUGUUGUUUACUUCUAUCUUUAAUCUCAAUGUGUUUCAUUAAUGUUAUUCAUGCACUUCCAAUAGCAUAAACUUUUUUUUUAGUUUGUUGACAGUGACAUAACGUUUUGGUAAGACAUUUAAAUAACUGAUGUUAGCUUCAUUUUAUAUAUAUAUAUAUAUAUUACCUGACUGUACAUCACAUUUUACUCGGUGCAUCCAAAUAGUUACAGAAAAUUACCUAAUUUAUAACACAUCUUAACCUAUUGUACUCUUUUCAGACUUUAUUCAUUGAUGUGCUGAGGUUUUAUCUGACAGUAGAUGUUUGUAAUUAUAUAAAAUAAACUAUACCAUAUUUUUCCCCUCUCGUAUGGGAUCAUGUACUUUUUUGAGAUGCAAAAAUGCUGUAUCUAUUCAGGUUGAGGUGUAUGUGUUGUAUGUGUACAUUUGUAUUUUAAAAAAAAUGCAGAUGGCUUUUAUUUGAGAGAUCAUUAAACUUUUGGAUUCCUUUU